CAGUUGCCAGCAGCCCCUCUCUUGGCUCCUUGACACGAGCACCAUAUAAGGCGCAGCGAUCUCCAUAGAAACGUGUCAGUUUCAAUAGUAGUGUCAAAGUUCACUAUAUACAGACAUUCGCGCAGAUCUCCGUUUCGGAAACGCUGCUCCACUGGUCCUCCCGUUAAAACGCAUUCAUUUUUUUUGCUGGGGUUCUCCUGCUUCUUGCAUAUUCUAUCAGUUGUGGGUUUUUGUUUUUUUCUUCUUCUUCUUCUUCUUCCUCCUCUCUCUCUCUCUCUCUUUAUCCUCGCUCCGUUCAGACUGGAGAGGUGAAACUGCAAUAGACUCUCGGGCGACGUUGUUUUUCUGCUGGACCAGAUGAGCUUUAUUCAUGAACAUAGAUAGAGAAUUCCGCUCUUCAGUCUUUCCUUCUCUCCAACCACGAAGACGGAGAAAGGAGCGGAGAAGGGGGAAAGAAGGGGAUUUAUUUCGCACCGCACUUUGGAUCCCGGAGCCGAUCGCGAGUUUUUGACAUUUUUUUCUUUCACCGUCAAUGUGAAGAAUAUUUAUUAAGAUAUUUGAAGAAGAAAAAAAAAAAAAAAAAAACACUGAUUCCCGUUACGUCUGGCUUCGUUUCUUCUACGCGACCGGGGCUCCCGAAUGGCUGACUGCGAGCUGCCUUGGAACUGGCCUCCCGAUAACUGCAUAUCCUAAUCGGCUGCAUUUUCUUUUUUUUUUCUUUUUCUUUUUUGUAUCCCUGCGACUCCUCGCAUGCUGUUUUUGAGUGCAUCGAUUGUUUUAGGUUUUUAGGUUUUUUUCUUCUUGUUUUUUUUCUUCUUUUCUUCCUAUGAGAUUGACCGCUCCGGUUUGACUUCCGCGCUGCCGUUUCCCACCGCGAUUCUUCCCUUUGCAAGAAGCUCCGACGUCCGAGCGACCGGUUCGCUUGAAAGCACUUUCCGGGCCCGAGAUAUGGCAAUGGUAGUUAGCGUUUGGCGCGAUCCGCAGGAAGACGUGGCCGGAGGAGCGGCGAGCGGCCCGAACCCCGCAGCGCAGCCGGCGAGGGAGCAGCAGCAGGCGCCGUCGGCGGCACCGCACACCCCGCAGACACCCAGCCAGCCGGGAGCGCCGUCCACCCCGGGCACGGCUGGGGACAAGAGCAGCCAGAACUCAGGCCAGAGCCAGCAGCACAUCGAGUGCGUGGUUUGCGGAGACAAAUCGAGCGGCAAGCACUAUGGCCAGUUCACCUGCGAGGGAUGCAAAAGUUUCUUCAAGCGGAGUGUCCGGAGGAACUUAACGUAUACAUGCCGUGCCAACAGGAACUGUCCUAUUGACCAGCACCACCGCAAUCAGUGCCAAUACUGUCGGCUCAAGAAGUGCUUAAAAGUGGGCAUGCGGCGGGAAGCGGUUCAGCGAGGAAGGAUGCCUCCAACCCAGCCGAACCCAGGCCAGUACGCGCUCACCAACGGGGACCCUCUGAACGGCCACUGUUACCUCUCCGGAUACAUCUCUCUCCUGCUCCGUGCCGAGCCUUACCCCACGUCCCGGUACGGCAGCCAGUGCAUGCAGCCCAAUAAUAUCAUGGGGAUCGAGAACAUCUGCGAGCUGGCGGCUCGCCUCCUCUUCAGUGCAGUGGAAUGGGCGCGGAACAUCCCUUUCUUUCCCGACCUGCAGAUCACCGAUCAGGUGUCACUUCUCAGACUCACAUGGAGCGAGUUGUUCGUGCUAAACGCGGCGCAGUGCUCCAUGCCGCUACACGUGGCGCCGUUGCUCGCCGCCGCCGGCCUGCACGCGUCGCCCAUGUCCGCCGACCGUGUCGUGGCCUUCAUGGAUCACAUUCGCAUCUUCCAGGAGCAGGUCGAGAAACUCAAGGCCCUGCACGUCGACUCGGCUGAGUACAGCUGCAUCAAAGCCAUCGUGCUCUUCACGUCAGACGCUUGCGGCCUGUCGGAUGCAGCCCACAUCGAGAGCCUGCAGGAGAAGUCUCAAUGCGCUCUGGAGGAGUAUGUGAGGAGCCAGUAUCCGAACCAGCCGAGUCGCUUCGGCAAGCUGCUGCUGCGACUGCCCUCACUGCGUACCGUCUCCUCAUCCGUCAUCGAGCAGCUGUUCUUCGUUCGCUUGGUAGGUAAAACUCCAAUUGAAACCCUCAUCAGGGAUAUGUUGCUAUCCGGGAGCAGCUUCAACUGGCCCUACAUGUCCAUUCAAUGAUCCCAGCGUGCGAAACAAUAAAACAAAACCCGAGAGACUAAAGGACCAAAACUCUACAACCCUCCUUUCAAGAAGACUAUAUCUAUAUCUAUAUAUAUAUUAGAGGACCUCGUUUCUGAUCACAUUGGAAGACUUUUUUUUUUUUUCUUUUCUUUUUUUUUGUUGGACCGAAAUGGAAUACGUAAUGUACAAAGAUAAAAAAAAAAAAAAAAGCCCUGGACUUAACCCUUAUGUAAAUCCACCAUCAUCUUCAAGAACACUCUCCAUUUUUUGUAAAAUACUAGUCUUUAUUUUCCUUUUUGUAAAAAAAAAAAAAAAAGAAAGAAAAAUCAAAAUACGUACAGAUAAAUUGAAGAACAUCAUAUGCGCAGUAAAAAUGAAUCAAAACUUAGCGGGAGAUUAACGUUCCCAAGCAAUUAUAAGAAAAUGUCCUGUGUCUGUGUAUCUCUGUUUUGUAUUUUUUCUGGUUCUAAACCAGUUUUUUUCUGUGAUUCUCUACUAAUGAUUUUGAUAUAACAUUUUGCUUCUUAUACCGAGUGCGAUAUAUGUUGUUGAAGCUAUGUUCUCCAAGAAUUAAAAUUGAAGUGACAAUUUAAAAACAUUAAAAAAAAAAUAAAGAAAAUUUUAGACAAAUAAGAAACGGUCUAAUCGCUAUGACAAUAUCACUGAUGGUUGAACUUUUCCCCCAAUUGAUGCUCUAUGGACAUGCAACUUGCGGCAAAACUGACCUCAUGGACAAUUGAAGGAGAGGACGCCUUGGUCGUGUGUGUGAGUGCGUGUGUUGAGUCAAUCAUCAAGUCACAGAGGAAAGACAUGGAAAAUUAAAAAGCACUUUUAAUAUAUCAUUUUUUCAAAAAUACAUUUUGUUUGUUUUGUCUUGAUAUUUUCGUUGUUUCCUUUUUUUUUAUCGGUUGUUGCUUCCAUUUUGCUCAAAUUCAUGAUAUGUUUGUGCAGAAGGGUCGCUUGAUGAAGUUGUGUGAUGGUGACUAUACUAUUAAAAAAAAAAGAAAUAGGCAA
This is a messenger RNA of Silurus meridionalis, 3201 nucleotides long. It is a transcript of the gene nr2f1a, whose product is annotated as nuclear receptor subfamily 2, group F, member 1a. The coding region runs from base 949 to 2184 and encodes 411 amino acids. Gene Ontology annotation, biological process: positive regulation of transcription by RNA polymerase II; negative regulation of transcription by RNA polymerase II; anatomical structure development. Lineage: Eukaryota; Metazoa; Chordata; Actinopteri; Siluriformes; Siluridae. The record is from RefSeq and is a predicted model, not a curated record. The transcript is spliced from 3 exons. Gene Ontology annotation, molecular function: RNA polymerase II cis-regulatory region sequence-specific DNA binding; nuclear receptor activity; zinc ion binding.